Messenger RNA from Euleptes europaea (tarantolino), 3996 nucleotides. RefSeq names its product patatin like phospholipase domain containing 7 (gene PNPLA7). Gene Ontology annotation, biological process: lipid metabolic process. The record is from RefSeq and is a predicted model, not a curated record. The transcript is spliced from 35 exons. Gene Ontology annotation, molecular function: phosphatidylcholine lysophospholipase A1 activity. Gene Ontology annotation, cellular component: endoplasmic reticulum. The coding region runs from base 1 to 3996 and encodes 1331 amino acids. Lineage: Eukaryota; Metazoa; Chordata; Lepidosauria; Squamata; Sphaerodactylidae.
AUGGCGGAUGACAGCUCCACGUCGCUGCUUCAGGCCGGCUUCUUGACAAGCUCAGACCUAAGAAUCCGAGUUCUUCAGUUUGUAGAAGACAGAUUGCAGACAACCAUGUUAACUGGAAUAAUAAUUGGAGCAGCAGUGGCCUUGGCCCUUAUUGGGAUUGUCGUGGGUGUUGUUUACAGAAAGUUCAAACAAUCGAAGCAGCUUCAGCCACAAGUGCCUCAGUACCGGUUUCGCAAGAGAGACAAAGUGAUGUUCUAUGGCCGCAAGAUCAUGCGGAAGGUAACAACUUUGCCAAAUACUCUGGUCGGAAAUGCUGUGCCUCGGCAGCGGAUGCGGAAAAGGGCCAAAGUCUUGUCCUUGGCAAAGAGGAUCCUGCGCUUCAAGAAAGAGUCCCCAACCCUGCAGCCCAAGGAACCUCCUCCCUCUCUACUAGAAGCAGACCUAACAGAGUUUGAUGUGAAAAAUUCCCACCUGCCCUCUGAAGUCCUGUACAUGCUUAAAAAUGUCAGGGUCCUUGGGCACUUCGAGAAGCCUCUUUUCCUGGAGCUCUGCAAGCACAUGGUCUUUGUGCAACUGCAUGAAGGGGAGUACAUCUUCCGCCCUGGGCAGCUGGACAACAGCAUCUACGUGGUACAGGACGGAAAAUUGGAAGUCUGCAUCCAGGAGAACGAUGGCACAGAAGUUGUGGUGAAAGAGGUUCUAGCAGGAGACAGCGUCCACAGCCUCCUCAGCAUUCUGGAUGUCAUCACUGGUCACCCUGCCCCGUACAAGACCGUUUCUGCUCGGGCAGCAAUGCCUUCCACCAUCCUGCGGCUUCCAGCUAACGCGUUUCACGACGUCUUCCAGAAGUACCCCGAGACCCUCGUGAGGGUCGUGCAGAUCAUCAUGGUGAGGCUCCAAAGAGUAACCUUCCUUGCCUUGCACAACUACCUUGGUUUGACCACUGAACUCUUCAACUCCGAGAACCAGGCCAUCCCGCUGGUGUCAGUCGCAAGCGUAACCUUUGGUGGAAAUACCAACAAAGCCGUGAAAAGGCAGCUGUCUAACCUAUCAGAGGAGGAGCGGGCAGAGAGGCUUGAGAAACACGGGGAUUCCUUGGAGACUGAUACUGGAAAGGCUCCUGGGUCUGAGAGUACCCUCAGAAGGGGCUUGUCUCUGAUGUCUCCCUCUGGAUCUGUUGACAGUGCUGGAAAUUCAACUGGAGCAAAAGCUGACCUGGACAUGGCUUACGAGAGAGCUCGAGUGUCUUUCUCCUCAGAGGAGGGGCUAUCCAGCACUGCUGCGUACAAGUCCAUCUUGAAGAAGACGGUGACUGUGACAGAAAUGCCCUCGGCUGUCUUCCGUUACUCGGAGGGCAACCUCGUCGCUCAGGAGCCUGGUGCCAUCAAGCUGGUGGAUAGCAUCUUCGAGGCUGCCAAGAAGGAUCUCCUGACCUUGAUGAAGCUGGAUGACCCUUCCCAUCUGAAUGGAAAAGUGACACUGCAUCAGGUGACUGCUGGGACGGUGGUGUCGAGACAGGGUGACCAGGAUGUCAACAUCCGGUUUGUGAUCUCUGGGAUGCUCCAUGUGUACCAGCGGAAGAUUGACUCAGAGGAGGAGACGUGCCUGUUCAUUACCCACCCAGGAGAGCUGGUGGGGCAGCUCGCUGUCCUGACUGGGGAACCGCUCAUCUUUACCAUCAAGGCCAAUCGGGAUUGCAGCUUCCUGGCCAUCUCCAAGUCCCAUUUCUACGAGAUCAUGCGGGAGCAGCCGACAGUCGUCCUGGGUGUUGCUCACACAGUCGUGAAGAGGAUGUCAUCCUUUGUGAGGCAGAUUGACUUUGCUCUGGACUGGAUGGAAGUGGAAGCCGGACGUGCUGUUUACAGGCAAGGCGACAACUCGGAUUGUACCUACAUUGUGCUGAAUGGGCGACUCCGCUCAGUCAUCAGGAUGGACGAUGGGAAAAAGCAUUUGACUGGUGAAUAUGGCCGCGGGGACCUGAUUGGCGUGGUAGAGGCCUUAACCCAUCAGCCCAGAGCCACCACAGUGCACGCAGUUCGAGAUUCUGAGCUGGCCAAGCUUCCAGAAGGAGCACUGACCUCCAUCAAGCGGAAGUUCCCACAGGUGGUGACUAGGCUAAUCCAUUUGCUGGGCGAGAAGAUCCUUGGCAGCCUUCAGCAAGGGGGUCACCCGCUUGGACUGCAUACUUCCGGCAGCAAGUGGGACGCCGGCAACCCAGCCAGCAACCUCUCCACUGUUGCAAUCAUGCCUGUGUCAGAAGAUGUGCCGCUUGCCACCUUUACCUUGGAGCUCAAGCAUGCUCUCAGCGCCAUUGGUCCUGCUCUGCUGCUUACCAGUGACAACAUCAAGCAGCAGCUCGGCUCUGCAGCACUGGACAGCAUCCACGAGUACCGGCUGUCCAGCUGGCUGGGGCAACAGGAGGACAUGCAUCGCAUAGUGCUCUACCAGUCCGACAGCACCCUCACCCCGUGGACCCAGCGCUGCAUCCGGCAGGCUGACUGCAUUUUGAUCGUGGGCCUGGGAGAACAAGAGCCCACUGUCGGAGAGCUGGAGAGGAUGCUGGAGAAUACAGCCGUCAGAGCCCAGAAGCAGCUGAUCCUGUUGCACAGAGAGGAUGGUCCCCUUCCUUCUCGAACCGUAGAAUGGCUCAACAUGCGGAGCUGGUGUUCAGCCCACCUUCACCUCCGCUGCCCCCGCCGUGUCUUCUCCCGGCGGAGUUUGCCUAAGCUGAAAGAAAUGUAUGAGCGUGUGUUUCAGAAGCCUCCGGAAAGACACUCUGACUUCUCCCGGCUGGCCCGUAUCUUGACUGGGAAUGCUAUCGCUUUAGUGCUUGGAGGAGGUGGUGCACGGGGAUGUUCCCAAGUGGGCGUUAUCAGGGCCCUGAACGAAGCCGGCAUCCCGGUCGACAUGAUUGGCGGCACCUCCAUCGGUGCCUUCAUGGGUGCCCUGUAUGCCGAAGAGCGCAGCUACACUCAAAUGCGGAUCAAAGCCAGGCAGUGGGCUAUGAAUAUGAAUUCAGUGUUUAAAACAGUCCUAGAUUUGACGUACCCAAUCACCUCCAUGUUCUCUGGAGCCUCGUUCAAUAAUGGCAUCAGCACUAUCUUCAAAGACAAGCAGAUUGAGGACCUCUGGAUUCCUUAUUUUACCAUCACAACAGACAUCACAGCCUCGGAAAUGAGGGUCCACACGGAUGGCUGCCUCUGGAGGUACGUCCGGGCCAGCAUGUCCCUCUCUGGUUACUUGCCCCCUCUUUGUGAUCCAAAAGACGGGCAUCUCCUGAUGGACGGGGGUUAUAUCAACAAUCUUCCAGCGGACGUCGCAAGGUCCAUGGGUGCAAAAGUGGUUAUUGCCAUCGACGUGGGGAGUAGGGACGAGACGAACCUCACCAAUUAUGGCGAUGCCCUCUCUGGCUGGUGGCUGCUGUGGAAGCGGUGGAACCCCUUGGUGGACAAAGUGAAGGUGCCGAACAUGGCCGAAAUACAGACCCGACUUGCCUAUGUGUGCUGCGUACGGCAGCUGGAGAUGGUCAAGAACAGUGACUACUGCGAGUACAUCCGGCCACCUAUUGACCGCUACGGCACCCUGGACUUUGGGAAGUUCAACGAAAUCUGUGAAGUGGGCUAUCAGCAUGGAAAGACGGUCUUUAACGUCUGGUGCAGGAGUGGUGUCCUGGACAAGAUGCUGAAGGACAGGCAGGAGCUCUGUCAAACCAAGCCCUCGGCCAUUGUGUCGUGUCCCACAACCUCUUUCACAGACCUGGCAGAAAUAGUAUCCAGAAUUGAGCCGGUCAAGGCUGCUGUGGUGGAUGAUGAGUCCGACUAUCAGACGGAGUAUGAAGAGGAGGUUCUGGGCAGCCAGAAAGACGACUACGUCAACUUCCAGAGCAACCAGGCCGAAGAGGACCCUGACUCCCAGGACCAAGAAGUCCGGCUACGGAAGCAUGCCGGUGUCACCAGCCAGGACAGCUGGGAGAAUGGGGUGUCGGAGCUGAGCUAA